Molecule: messenger RNA, 1488 nt
Organism: Saprolegnia parasitica CBS 223.65
Lineage: Eukaryota; Oomycota; Saprolegniomycetes; Saprolegniales; Saprolegniaceae
Exons: 5
Coding region: 1-1488 (495 amino acids)
Molecular function (GO): succinate-semialdehyde dehydrogenase (NAD+) activity
Source: RefSeq, a predicted model, not a curated record
AUGACACUCACCUCCGCCUUCAAGGGCCUCUUGCGCCGCCCGGACUUGAUCCAGUCCCAAGGCUACAUUGGUGGCCGCUGGCUCAAUGCUAUCUCUGGCGCCACGUACACGGUCCUCGAUCCGUCCCUGGAUGCGCCCUUGGGCGACGUGGCGGCCAUGGAUGCGGCCGAUACCAAGGCGGCGAUUGAUGCGGCCGACGUAGCGUUCCACGAGUGGAAGAAGACGACGCCCACGCACCGCGCAGCGAUCCUCCAGAAAUGGGACCGCCUCCUUCGCGAGAACGAACUCGACCUGGGCAUGAUCAUGGCCAAGGAGAGCGGCAAGCCGAUCGCCGAGGCCAUUGGUGAAGUGUCGUACGCGGCCGACUACCUCAAGUUCUUUGGCCACGAAGCACUGCGCUACGAAGGCUUUAUGAUCCCGAGCCACGCGGCGGGCCGUCGCAUGAUGGCCAUGCGCCAGCCCGUCGGCGUCUGCGCCAUGAUCACGCCGUGGAACUUCCCCAUCGGGAUGCUCGCGCGCAAGGUCGGACCCGCGCUCGCGGCCGGCUGCACGGCCGUCGUCAAGCCCGCCGAGUCGACGCCGCUCUCGGCGCUCGCGUUUGCCAAGCUCGGCGAGGAGGCCGGCGUGCCUGCCGGUGUCAUGAACAUUGUCCCGAGCCCGCGCGAGGCCGCGGCCGAGAUUGGCCGCACCCUCUCGACGGCGACGCAGGUGCGCAAGCUCACGUUUACGGGUUCGACAGUGGUCGGGAAGCUCCUCACAGAGCAGUGUGCGAGCACGCUGAAGAAGGUGUCGAUGGAGCUCGGCGGCCUUGCGCCGUUCAUCGUCUUUGACGACGCCGACAUUCCCCAAGCCGUCGAGGGCCUCGUCCAGGCCAAGUUCCGCAACACGGGCCAGACGUGCGUGUGCCCCAACCGCGUGUACGUGCAGGAAGGCAGCUUUGACGCGUUUGCGGCCGCUCUUGUGGCGCGCGUCGCGCAGCUCAAGCAAGGCAUUGCGCACGAACGCGGCUUUGACCUGGGUCCGCUCAUCAACGCGGGUGCGGUGACCAAGUUGACGGCGGUUGUCGAGGAUGCGGUCGCGCAUGGUGCGACGGCGCUGCUUGGCGCGACCCCGAGCCCGCUCGGCCCGGCGUACAUGACCCCGACCGUGCUCACCAACGUGACGCCGGCGAUGCGCGUCGCCAACGAAGAGUGCUUUGGCCCGAUCGUCGCGCUCCAGAAAUUUUCGACCGAAGACGAAGUGGUCAAGGUGGCCAACGCGACCGAAAUGGGCCUCGCCGCCUACUGCUUCACGAAGGACCUCGGUCGCGCGUGGCGCAUGUCGGAGAACCUCGAGGCGGGCAUGGUCGGCAUCAACGUCGGCCUCAUCUCGGCCGUCCAGGCGCCGUUUGGCGGCAUCAAGCAGUCGGGCCUCGGUCGCGAAGGCUCGAUCAUCGGCAUGGACGACUACACGGAGCUCAAGUACGUGUGCAUGGGUGGCCUCGCAUAA